Molecule: messenger RNA, 1425 nt
Organism: Durusdinium trenchii
Lineage: Eukaryota; Dinophyceae; Suessiales; Symbiodiniaceae
Source: the annotation of a GenBank genome assembly
AUGCCGGCCUUGAUUGGUGAAAUCACGGUGGGCAUCAUUGCUGGCCCUCAUGUCAAGAACCUCGUUCCGGAAACGAAUGCUCUAAUCUUGCAGGGUGAGAUUGCGCUAGCAGUUGCGGCACUGCAAUUGGAGACCAUGCAAGCUUUUUCCAUUGGAGCCUCCUUUGCUACAAUGCUCCUCAACUUGACUCAAUGGAAGAAAGGUGGCAUUGCCAAAGGCAUGAGGUCAACAGGUAUUGCCCUGAACGUGAUGAAAGGAGGGGGCGUGCUCAACCAACCGAGCGGGCAGGUGAUGCUGGUGCUGGUGGUGUUCAUGAGCUUCCUAGCAGUCAAAGUCGUAAAGCGCGUCGCCACAUUUUUGAUGCGCUACUUUUUUGCUUGUAGCAUCGGCUUUACUGUGCCUGUAGAAGACUUUGGAAAUGUCGAAGUCUGGAAGCGGGCGUCGGUCUUGCUUUUGUGUGUGUUUGCAAAGCUUUGCAUGGGUUUCUUUGCGAUGCCGCUGACCUUCAACGACUUCUUGAUCCUGGGGUUUGCCUGGGGCAGCUGGGGGGAGUUCUCUUUCAUUCUGGCCUUGCGUGCUGUGAGGGGGAACCUCUUGAGCGGAGAGAGCUAUAGUGCACUGGUUCUUGCUGUUUUGAUCUCAAUCUUGAUUUGCCCAACUGUCUUGCGCGUGGUCCUGACACGAAGGGAAAUUGAAGCAAAACGACGCAUUGAAGAAGCAAAGAGACUCGGACGCACCUUGAAGCCGAAUGCCCAGCGCAAUGUCUACUUCUGCGUGCAGACCCGUUCGCGUGCGCAAUGGGGCCAGCAGGGUGCCUUGCUGAAUGGACUUUUGGAGGUUGGAUGCAAGGUCGUGGACUUCCGUUCCUUCCACCCUUUUCACGAUGUUGGGACGCAACAUAUCAUCAACGAGUUGUACCUGAAAGACAUGGAGCUGGAGCUGGUAUUGGCAGAUCAACUGGCACCAGAAGACCAACUGCGGCUUGAUCACCGCACAAAGGAGAUUCUGCGUGUAGUCCUGUCAGCUUUGCGCUCAGCAGAGGUGAAGAUAUCCAGAUGGCAGCCCGGAGAGGGCACUCAAGAGCUGAUUGAGGAGGUUCACUAUGGUUCUGCCACUGAAGAUGUGCCAGUGGGGAGCUUCCGACGGACGGCGAGUCCUUCGGAGCAGAUUGCUGCCCAGCAUGCGCACUUAGAAAUGCAGCAGGCAAUGACGACCAGGCAUGCCCAAGCUGGCUUUGAUAUGUCAACCAGCUUGGAUGAGUACUGCUUCCCAGGAACGCCAAGAGCACACCAUGAACUCGAUGGAUAUGUUCACACGGAUCCUCAUGAUGCUUUUGAUUUGUCGAAUGUGAAGGGGUCAUCGCGGAGUGUCAGCUCGGAGGAGCUGAACAGCUGUGACAGUUCUUCUGAAUGCCUUGACGCAUGA